AUGCAUUCUCUCAAUGGCUAUUCUGUCUUCACUAAGGGUUAUGGGGAUUCUUUGGUUAUAUUGGCUGUUUAUGUGGAUGACAUUAUUCUAACUGGUACUGACUUAACAGAAGUUUCUGCCCCGAAGGGCUUUCUCCAUGAUCAGUUCAAGAUCAAGGAUUUAGGUCUCCUUAACUACUUUCUUGGUAUUGAAGUUCUCUAUACUUCUUCUGGGGUUUUGCUGCAUCAAAGGAAAUUUAUUCUUGACCUUUUAGAUGAGUUUCACUCUCUAGAAUGUACUCCUGUCACAUGUCCCUUUGAAUCAAAUGUGUCGUUGAAGGCCAAGGAAGGUGAACCUUUGCCUAAACUUGAAGAGUGUAGAAGUCUCAUAGGAAAGCUGAAUUUUUUGACUCAUACAAGACUUGACCUCAGCUUUGCAAUCCAGCAUUUGAGUCAGUUCAUGCAGCAGCCUUGCAUACCACACAUGAAGGCUGCUCUUUAUCUUCUCAAAUAUCUCAAGGGUUCAGCUGAUUCUGGGAUCUUUUACAACAAUGAUUCUGCUAUGUCUUUACAAGUUUUCUGUGAUAGUGACUGGGCCUCCUGCCCUGACAGUAGGAGAUCAGUCACUGGAUUCUGCAUCUUCCUUGGAGGAAGUUUGGUGGGUUGGAAAUCCAAGAAGCAGCCUGUGGUUUCUCUUUCCUCAGCAGAAGCUGAGUACAGAUCUAUGAGUAAGCAGUGGUUGAAGUUACUUGGCUAUCCAGGUUGUUUUCUAAUUUUGGUGUACUUCUUUCCACUCCUGUGCCUGUUUUGUGAUAGCCAGGCUGCCCUUCAUAUUGCAAAAAAUCCUAUCUUUCAUGAGAGGACGAAGCACAUAGAAUUGGAUUGUCAUUUUGUACGUGCCAAACUUGGAGAUGGGCUGAUCUCUCUUGUCCACACUCCUAGUGCCUCUCAAACUGCUGAUAUACUUACUAAGGUUCUACCUGGUCCUGCUCAUCACAUACACACUCGCAAGUUGGGAGUUUUGUCACCCUCCAACUUGAGGGAGGCUGUUAGAAUAAGCAAAUUAGAUACAUUAGAUGUUGGUUAA
Molecule: messenger RNA, 1065 nt
Organism: Nicotiana attenuata
Lineage: Eukaryota; Viridiplantae; Streptophyta; Magnoliopsida; Solanales; Solanaceae
Exons: 1
Coding region: 1-1065 (354 amino acids)
Source: RefSeq, a predicted model, not a curated record